Suricata suricatta (meerkat) is the source of this 4471-nucleotide messenger RNA. RefSeq names its product SH2B adaptor protein 1 (gene SH2B1). NCBI's taxonomy places the organism in Eukaryota, Metazoa, Chordata, Mammalia, Carnivora, Herpestidae. Gene Ontology annotation, molecular function: transmembrane receptor protein tyrosine kinase adaptor activity. The transcript is spliced from 9 exons. The coding region runs from base 1770 to 4052 and encodes 760 amino acids. The record is from RefSeq and is a predicted model, not a curated record. Gene Ontology annotation, cellular component: plasma membrane. Gene Ontology annotation, biological process: intracellular signal transduction.
GCGGAGUGCGGGGGGAGGGGCAGGGAGCGGGAGCUGCCGCCGCCGCCGGAGCUAACCGCGGGGACCGAGAUGCAGGUGGGACCGGAACCGGAACCCCCCUCUUCAAGUACCUCUUCCCCUCUCCGCGACCCGGCCCCGGCGCCUGAGAGGAGCCCUGGGUGGGGGCAGGCGUGGGGGGGCGGGGGCAGAGGCAGGAGGGGCGCUCGGUCCCGUAGAGUGCAGCUGACGGGGCUGGUCCCGAGGUGGCUGCGGCCCCGGGGGAAUGGACGGGUCGAGGGUGUCCAGGGAGUAGGGUCGGGUUGGAGUGCAUUGACCACCGGGCCCAGAGGCUCCGAGCCGGGAGCGGAGCCUGCACCCGCCACCACCCGCCCUCCGGGAAAUUUCAGAACUGAGCCAAGAGGCAGGUGCACCGGGGAAAUGGGUCUGAGUCUUGCUUGGCAGAAGAGAAACUGAGUCACCAGCUCUGGAGCCGCAGGGUCAGCGGGCCCGAAGGGGGCUGGGUCGGCCAGUGGUGCAGAGGGUUGGGUGGGCCCGUGUGAGCUGAGGUGGCCACUGCCUGGAGAUUGCUCUCUCUGCUGUGUCUGCACCUCUUGGCUCGGUUCCCCUGUGCUCCAUGACUCUAGCAUCUCCUGGCUUCUCGUUGGUUUGGAAUUGCCCCUGUGUUUGGAGCCAUCUGAAUGUGUAGGAUCUAGGCCAAGGAGGAAGGGGAGGGGUCGCGAUUGUGGGUCUGAGCAGGAGUCUGAGGUUGGGGGGACACUUUCCUGAGCUGUCCUCCCUGCAGUUCUGGUGACAGUCAUCAUCCAGUGUAAUACGGGGGAGGAACACUAACAAAAAGCCAUGGGUUUUAAAUGCCAUGCCCGGCGUUGCCACUUGCUAGUUGUAAGAUCUUGGGAAGCCUCUUCCUUUCUCUAAUUUCUCUUUUGGAAAAAUCGGAACCCAUAAAGAUAGUAAUAAUGGCAGUCAUGUAUUGUGUGCUUACUCUCUGCCAAGCCCUGACGUGUUCCGUUUGAUUCUCCCCGUGAUUCUAUGGGUUAGGGAGCAUGAGCUCUAUGUUAUAGAUAGAAAUCUGCAGUUGAGAGAGGACGUAGACUCUGUUCAAGAUCACAAAGCGAAUAGGGGGCAGAGCCGGGACUUCAUCCCAGGUCCAACUCCAGGUCCCAUCGCCUUAACCACCAGGCUCGCCAGCCUUUAGGGCACACUCCCCAGUGAAAGAAGAGGAAGUGAGAAACCCUAGGGCCCCAGCUCUCUGUUAUGUUUUAUUUACUUUGUGGCCAAGAAAGACUUGCCCUGACCCAACCCACAGUCUUCCCCGUCUGGAGCGGCUGCCCCAGGCCGAAGGCACCAAAGAACUGGGCUGGGGCCAUUCUGAGCCUCUGCCACCCUGGGCUGCUGGGCCCCAGGGUGCGUUUCCAGAACAGCUGUGGUUUCAGUCCAUCAUCCAUUCAUCCUUUUGACUGAGCAGCCUCCCUCCUCAGAGCUGGACCUCAGGACGCAUGAGGCAGGUGCAGACCUAGCUCCCUGAGAGCUGGGGCCGGGCGGGGCUGUGACAGGCUGGUCCAGCCAGUCCCUGGGGACAAGGACUAUGCAGUGGGCAAAACCGUAGACUUGGAGUUCUGAACUUUUCCGAGCCUCGGUUUCCUCAUCUAUUAUCAAGGUUAUUAAAGCCUGUUGCAGGGAAAGCUGCUGCCGCUCUCCCCGUGUCUUCUGGCCGCUUCCCUCUUUGCUGCCCCUCCCCACAGGCUUCCCCUCUCCACCUCCUGGGGACCAUCAUGAAUGGUGCCCCUUCCCCGGAGGAUGGGGCCUCCCCCUCUCCUCCCCCUUUGCCACCACCCCCUCCCCCCAGUUGGCGGGAGUUCUGUGAGUCCCAUGCCCGGGCUGCCGCCCUGGAUUUUGCCCGCCGUUUUCGCCUCUACCUGGCCUCCCACCCCCAGUAUGCGGGGCCCGGGGCUGAGGCUGCCUUCUCCCGCCGUUUUGCCGAGCUCUUCCUGCAGCACUUUGAAGCCGAGGUGGCCCGGGCCUCUGGCUCCCUCUCACCACCCAUCCUGGCCCCCCUGAGUCCCGGUGUGGAGAUCUCGCCACCCGACCUGUCCCUUGAGAGCUGCAGGGUGGGCGGGCCCCUGGCUGUGCUGGGCCCUUCUCGAUCAUCUGAGGACCUCGCCGGCCCCCUCCCUUCCUCAGUCUCUUCCUCUUCUACGUCCUCCUCGAAGCCGAAGCUAAAGAAACGCUUCUCUCUCCGCUCCGUGGGUCGCUCUGUCCGCGGUUCAGUCCGCGGCAUCCUGCAGUGGCGGGGGACCGUUGACCCUCCCUCCCCAGCCGGGCCCCUCGACACCUCAUCAGGCCCCCCAGUCCUGGGUGGAAACAGCAACUCCAACUCCUCAGGCGGGGCUGGGACCAUUGGCAGGGGACUGGUUAGUGAUGGAACAUCCCCCGGGGACCGAUGGACUCACCGAUUUGAGAGGCUGAGACUCAGUCGGGGCGGGGGGGCCUUGAAGGAUGGAGCGGGAAUGGUGCAGAGGGAAGAGCUGCUGAGUUUUAUGGGGGCUGAAGAGGCAGCCCCUGACCCAGCUGGAGUGGGCCGGGGAGGAGGGGCAGCCGGGCCUACCUCGGGGGGAGGAGGGCAGCCUCAGUGGCAGAAGUGUCGCUUACUGCUUCGAAGUGAAGGAGAAGGAGGAGGAGGAAGUCGCCUGGAGUUCUUUGUGCCGCCCAAGGCAUCUCGGCCUCGACUCAGCAUCCCUUGCUCUACCAUCACGGAUGUGCGGACAACCACAGCCCUGGAGAUGCCCGACCGGGAGAACACGUUUGUGGUUAAGGUGGAAGGCCCCUCGGAGUACAUACUGGAGACAGCUGAUGCUCUACACGUGAAGGCCUGGGUGUCUGACAUCCAAGAAUGCCUGAGCCCGGGACCCUGCCCCGCUACCAGUCCCCGCCCCAUGACCCUCCCCCUGGGCCCUGGGACCUCAUUCCUUACAAGGGAGAACACAGACAGCCUGGAGCUGCCCUGCCUCAAUCACUCAGAGAGUCUGCCCAGCCAGGAGCUGCUGCUGGGACCCAGCGAGAGCAAUGACCGCCUGUCGCAGGGGGCUUACGGGGGCCUUUCAGACCGCCCCUCGGCCUCCAUCUCCCCCAGCUCUGCGUCCAUCGCCGCCUCCCAUUUCGACUCCAUGGAACUGCUUCCUCCAGAGUUGCCUCCCCGCAUCCCCAUCGAAGAGGGACCCCCAGCAGGCACAGCCCAUCCCCUUGCAGCCCCCUACCCGCCCCUGGACACUCCGGAAACGGCCACAGGUACCAGAGGAUCAUUCCUGUUCCAGGGGGAAUCAGAGGGAGGUGAAGGGGACCAGCCCCUCUCAGGGUACCCUUGGUUCCACGGGAUGCUCUCUCGACUCAAGGCCGCCCAGCUAGUGCUGGCCGGAGGCACCGGUUCCCAUGGCGUCUUCCUGGUACGUCAGAGUGAGACGAGACGGGGUGAAUACGUCCUCACUUUCAACUUCCAGGGCAAGGCCAAGCACCUGCGCCUGUCGCUGAACGAGGAGGGUCAGUGCCGGGUCCAGCACUUGUGGUUCCAGUCCAUUUUCGAUAUGCUCGAGCAUUUCCGGGUGCACCCCAUCCCUCUGGAGUCUGGAGGCUCCAGUGAUGUUGUUCUUGUCAGCUAUGUCGUGUCCUCCCAGCGACAGCAGGAACCGAACACCUCCCAUGACCCACCCCAGCCCCCUGAACCCCCUUCAUGGACAGAUCCCCCACAUCCUGGGGCAGAAGAGGCGUCGGGGGCGCCAGAAGUGGCGGCAGCCGCAGCCGCAGCAGCCAAAGAGAGGCAAGAGAAAGAGAAAGCGGGCAGUCGAGGGGUCCAGGAAGAGCUGGUCCCCAUGGUUGAGCUGGUCCCUGUGGUUGAAUUGGAAGAGGCCGUAGCAUCAGGCACGGAGGCCCAGGGAGGCGCUGGAUCUGGUGGGGACCCCGGGGCCACCCCGAUGGUGCAGCUCCAGCAGUUACCACCAGGGGGCGAUGGAGAAGAAGGGGGCCAUCCCAGAGCCAUUAAUAACCAGUACUCCUUCGUGUGAAACACCCUACCCUGCUCUUUCUCCACUCUUCUUGCUCCCCAGCCCUUAGCUCAUGAGAUUGGGGCUGAGCAGGGGUGUAGAGGAGCGGUAGGAAUCCCCUCCCCACGUGCUUCCUGACCCUUGACAGCCAAGGGCACAUGCAUUGGUACAAGAAAAGGUUCAAGAGCCCUGUUAACGCCCCAGUUCAUACACUACAGGCGGCCCAUCCCCUGGGCAGGGGAUUUGGGCUCCAUUACCUCCCUGAGGGGCUCUUAUGGUCAGCCCCACCCUGGGGGCCAUUUCCCCAUUAACCACCCCCCCAACCCGAGGAAGGGUGAGGGGGAAGGGCUGUCAGUUACAUUAAGGUGGUUGUUGUUGUUGUUUUAAACAAAAUGGAGAAGCAUAAAUAAAUAAAAGGGUUUAUCUCCAUUCCAUCAUGA